Ochotona curzoniae (black-lipped pika) is the source of this 1830-nucleotide messenger RNA. RefSeq names its product olfactomedin 2 (gene OLFM2). Bases 76 to 1524 code for a protein of 482 amino acids. The record is from RefSeq and is a predicted model, not a curated record. Lineage: Eukaryota; Metazoa; Chordata; Mammalia; Lagomorpha; Ochotonidae. The transcript has 8 exons. Gene Ontology annotation, biological process: signal transduction.
ACCCAGGGACGGUGCCCCCAGCCCGCACCCAGGGACGGCGCCCCCGGCGGCCCCGGGGCAUGAGGUGGGGGCGCGAUGUCGGUGCCGCUGCUCAAGAUCGGGGCGGUGCUCAGUACCAUGGCCAUGGUCACCAACUGGAUGUCGCAGACGCUGCCUUCGCUCGUGGGGCUCAACGGCACCAGGCUGGGGGCUCUGGAUGGGGGCCUUGAGAGACGGGGUGGGGUAAUGCCCACAAGCCCAGAGGAAGGCUGGCAGCUGUACACCUCAGCUCAGGCCCCCGACGGGAAAUGCAUCUGUACGGCUGUGAUCCCUGCCCAGAGCACCUGUUCCCGCGAUGGGCGGAGUCGAGAGCUGCGGCAGCUGAUGGACAAGGUGCAGAAUGUCUCGCAGUCCAUGGAGGUCCUUGAGCUGCGGACGUACCGUGACCUGCAGUAUGUGCGCAGCAUGGAGAGCCUCCUGCGCAGCCUGGACGCGAGGCUGCGGGUGGCCGAUGGCUCCCUUUCAGCCAAGAGCUUCCAGGAGCUGAAGGACAGGAUGACAGAGCUGUCACCCCUGAGCUCGGUCCUGGAGCAGUACAAGGCCGACACUCGGACCAUCGUGCGCCUGCGCGAGGAAGUGAGGAACCUCUCGGGCAGCCUGGCGGCCAUCCAGGAGGAGAUGGGCGCCUACGGGUACGAGGACCUGCAGCAGCGGGUGACGGCUCUGGAGGCCCGGCUGCAUGCCUGCGCCCAGAAGCUGGGCUGUGGGAAACUGACCGGGGUCAGUAACCCCAUCACCGUCCGGGCCAUGGGGUCCCGCUUUGGUUCCUGGAUGACUGACACCAUGGCCCCCAGCACAGACAGCCGGGUCUGGUACAUGGAUGGCUACUACAAAGGCCGCCGGGUCCUGGAGUUCCGCACCCUGGGGGACUUCAUCAAAGGCCAGAACUUUAUCCAGCACCUGCUGCCCCAGCCAUGGGCGGGCACCGGCCACGUGGUCUACAACGGGUCCCUCUUCUACAACAAGUACCAGAGCAACGUGGUGGUCAAGUACCACUUCCGCUCGCGGUCUGUGCUGGUGCAGAGGAGCCUCCCGGGCGCCGGCUACAACAACACCUUCCCUUACUCGUGGGGCGGCUUCUCCGACAUGGACUUCAUGGUGGACGAGAGCGGGCUCUGGGCCGUCUACACCACCAACCAGAACGCGGGCAACAUUGUGGUCAGCCGGCUGGACCCCCACACCCUGGAGGUGCUGCGCUCCUGGGACACCGGCUACCCCAAGCGCAGUGCCGGCGAGGCCUUCAUGAUCUGUGGCGUGCUCUAUGUGACCAACUCACACCUGGCGGGGGCCAAGGUCUACUUCGCCUACUUCACAAACACGUCCAGCUACGAGUACACGGACGUGCCCUUCCACAACCAGUACUCCCACAUCUCCAUGCUGGAUUACAACCCCCGGGAGCGCGCCCUGUACACCUGGAACAACGGCCACCAGGUGCUCUACAAUGUCACGCUCUUCCACGUCAUCAGUACUGCCGGGGACCCCUAGGUGCUGCUGCCGGGCACUCCCCUCGCCCAUGUCUGUUGUGUCCACGCUCCCCUCUGCCUGGCAGUGCGUUCUCUCCUCUCCUUUCUUGGUCUCUGCUUUUCACACUCCACAGGUCCCUCCGGCCUCCCUGGGGACACCCCCUUUCUCUUCACCGAGUUGGGCCUCCUUGGCUUCCCCGCCUUUCCUCCUACCCCCUUCUCUUGGCUCCCCACUUGGCCCUCACCCCAUCCCAGGAGCUGACUGCAUGAAAUUCCUUUUUUUAAUUUACACUUUUUGUUUCCGGGUUGCCGGAAUAAACGGGACCUU